Molecule: messenger RNA, 2324 nt
Organism: Tympanuchus pallidicinctus (lesser prairie-chicken)
Lineage: Eukaryota; Metazoa; Chordata; Aves; Galliformes; Phasianidae
Gene: SHLD1
Product: shieldin complex subunit 1
Exons: 4
Coding region: 439-1122 (227 amino acids)
Biological process (GO): regulation of double-strand break repair via nonhomologous end joining
Source: RefSeq, a predicted model, not a curated record
AGGAGCCGCCCUCCGGCAGCGCGCGUGCCCCGAACCAAGAUGGCGCCGCCAGCCUCAUCUGCCUGCGGCGCUCUGGUGGUGGGCGCGCUCGCUUCCCUGCUGCUCGCGGGGCCUGAGGGGCGGUAAGGGAGCUGGCCGGGACUCUUGACUUUAUCGCCCCUUAAUCAGCGCUUUGCUUCAGCCCGAUUUUCUCCUCCGUAGCGAGAGGGGGAAAGCUUGUAGCCAUUGCUCCCACUGCUCGUAGGAAGAAAGGUUAUCGGCUGUGACCUGCUCCUCUGCUUCACGGGUUUUGAGUAAACAGCAGCAGCUUGUAAAGAAGUGAGCUGAGAUUGACCAACCGUGAAGGAAGGAGAGGAUCCUGAAGCAACGACAAGCUCUUUGCAUCUGGCACCUGUCCCAGAGGACUGCUCCCAUACCAGUUCUGUUCCUAGUGGGACCAUGGACGGAGAGGAGACAUCACCAAGUCAUCACUCAGAAGAGAGCAGCAUAUUGGACCUCCCCUCUGUCUGUGACCUAGCAGAGGGCUUUCUGUCUCCACACAGCACUGAGAACAGUGAGGAACUUUUUAAUUUUGUGGAUACUUUUCCCUCUCCACUCACAGGAGACAGCAAUCUACCCUCUACAGUUCCUGCAGACUUUUCUGCUGGAGGCUCUGAGAAAGCAAAUGUGAGAUGUUAUCCAGAAGCCAGGAUGUGUGAGCACACUGAACCUAAUGAUGCUGCUUUCUCAAGUAUGCAUGAACACAAUAGUAUGGAAGAUGCAAGCAUCAGGAAAUCUCUCGAUAGCUUUUACAAAACAUACUGCAAGAAACAGCCAGACAGCAUGGAUCCCACCUAUGAGGCUGCAUCACAACAUCUUUUGAAGAAGAUUUCAGAGCUAGCAGACCGGGAUGGUACCAAAUAUGCAUUGCGUUGCCUGCAGAUGGCCCAGCUGGUCUUGAACAGAGACGGACGUGAGAUCUUUCCAAACCACCCCACUACUGCAUGUUUUUCCAAGCCUGCUGAGGGAGAAGUCAUGGUAGAGGACAGAAGGAGAACACCUGGGCUAUCAGAUGACGUCCUGCAAUUCCUCUUCAAACAAACACAGAUAGAAUGUAGCCCAGAUGUGCUGCAUGAGAAGUGAUCAAAAUGCUGGAUUGAUUAUGUCACCAGUGACUUUCUUGGAAAGAUACUGUCUCUCUUAGUACCACCUUUGACAGCCCACAUUCAAUGGAAGAGGGUUCAUAAGGAGCAGAUCUUGCCCACCUGAUUUCUGCAGGGUAGCACCAACUAAAAAGCAUCUGCAGUCCAAAUUCAGCCCCUGCAUAGGCAUGGAAGUAUGUCCAUGGGCUUUUGAAUAUACCAGAUGAUUGAACAAGCUCAGCAUGGUAUGCCCCAGACUUAAGGAAGUAAAUUAAAAUUUUGUUCUGUACCUGACUGAUACUGUACAGCCUUUGUCUCCAAGAUGGUAGCUGAAAGUUGGUGUGCCUACCAACAGACAUAUGAUCCCACGGGUUAUUAUUACAGCAUGGGUGAGUUUCUUCAACAGGAAAAACAUGCACACGUGAAUCAAAGGAACUACAGCUUCUGAACAGGUUAUUUUUUUACAGGAGGGGAAAAAAGAGAAAGCAAAGCAUUAUCACCUUAGUGAUGUUUCUAACGCCUCAGAUGUACUAGCUAAGCAGAAUGGGUUUUCUGCUGAUAUAUGUGAGCUGUUUUAAGAACAACCUGAAAUAGCUGCUUGAGCAGGAAGUCUGCAGAUGUGUUCAUAGAAUCAUGUUCAUAAAGAAACUGUGGAGUUGAUGCCUGCUGCCCUGGUGUUUGCCUGCUGUGAGAUGCAGAGAACCUAAGAAAAGCAGAGAUCACAUCUCAGCAUGGCUAAGACUGUGGUUUGUUUGGUUGAUUCUGUAGUAUGGCUCUCCCUGCCCAGUAGCCUCUGCUGAUUUCUGCUGUCAUGAAAUACGAGCCUGGAGCUUUUACAGAGAGGAAGCCAAUCUUUGAUGCUUUAGUACAACCUGUUGUCUUUAUUGACACUGCAAAAGACCUUGAGAUUACUUUCUUAGUGUGUUCCUGGAUGAAGUAAAAAAAAAGUUCUGUGUGAGUUUUGAACCAUGGGAGUGCUUUCUGUCCAGUUAAGGAUCAGCUGGCACUAGCAGUCUGCAGCGAAGACUUACUCCUUCUAACACAAUCUGCUGCUGCUUAUACCCAGAACUUUCUUGCUCUGGUUUUAGUUGGCAAAAUUACCACUGGCUGCAGUGAAAACUGGCCUAACACUGGUUUCCCAGCUUGGAUUGUGAUGACUCUGUCACUUACCAGAUGACAUUAAGAGGUGACUUGAAGGACUCA